AUGGCAAAUCUACCAGAUUUCAGAUCAUUUGAUUGUGAAGACUUAUCAAAUGCUGGUCCCCGGUGGAAGAAAUGGUUAUCGCGUUUUGAAGUUUUAAUGUUAGCCAUGAACCUCAAAGAUACCGAAGAUGACAGAGAAAAGAAGAGGAAUCUUUUACUGCAUUAUAUGGGUGAUGAGUGCUAUGAUAUAUAUGAAACAUUAAAAGAAGAAUCUGACAAAUUCUCAGACUUAAAAGAUAAACUGAUAUCGUAUUUUGUUCCCAAGUCAAACAGUGAAUAUGAAAAAUAUAUAUUCCGAAAUUCAAAACAAGAGGAAGAACUAAGAAAGAAAGCUCUCACAAAGUCAAUGAAUCUCACAACUAUGCUUGAGACGGGAAAAGCAAUGGAGUUGGCUAAAGAUCAACUGUGUGCAAUGGAGAGUGAGUCAAGUAUCCAAGGAAUAUGUGGAGUUAGUUCCUACAAAAGAAAGUGGAAAAAGAACAUUUCAUCCAACAAUUCUAGUCAUUCAAGAGAUCAGACAAAAAAGCAUCAAAGUAAUAAAGGUAAAACCUUUCAUACAAAACGAAAAUCAUGUUUCAGUUGCGGUGGAGUGUAUCCACAUGCAGAAAUGUGUCCUGCAUAUGGUCGCAGAUGUUAUAACUGUUCCAAGUAUGGUCAUUUUGCUAGAUUCUGUAAAGAAGCGAAUAGUAAAUUCAACAAGCCCAAGUUGAACAGUGUGCAAAAUGAGCCUAAACAUGAUUGCAGAGAUCAUGAACUGAGUGAAAUGAGCUCUGAGAGUCAUGAAUAUAUUCUCUCAGUGAAUGGAUCAAUGUGUAAUUGUUCCAAUAACAAUAAUUCUGCUAAAGUACAGUUGAAAAUUAACAAUGUGCUUUGUUCUAUGCUUAUAGAUAGUGGUGCAAGUGUCAAUGUACUCGAUUACAAAACUUUUCAAAAUUUAAAAAGUAGAUCCAGUAAACCAUGCAAAUUGGAAACUGCAAAUAUUAAGCUUUAUGCUUAUGGAAGUAGAAAACCCUUGUCUGUGAAGGGGAAAUUUCAUGCAGUUGUAACUUCUAAGUGUGGCAAAUGCAUCAACAUUGUAUUCUAUGUUGUUAGAUAUGCAAUUGGUUGUUUGCUCUCUUUCAAGACUGCUAGUGAUCUUGGUAUUUUGAAAAUUAUUAACUCUGUGUCAAAUGAUCGAGUGGAUCUCACUGAAAGUAUUUUAAGGGAUUAUAAUUCAAUUUUUCAAGGGUUGGGGAAAUUGAAAAACUUCCAAUUGAAGUUAAAUAUUGAUGAUUCUGUAAACCCUGUUCAUCAAAAGCACAGACGAGUUCCUUUUAAAAUGCGUCAAAAAGUCGAAAGUGCUGUUGCUAAACUGUGUGAUGAAGACAUUUGUGAAAGUGUGGAAAAUUGUCCUACUCCAUGGGUCUCUCCUAUUGUAUGUGUUCCUAAACCUUGUGACCCAGAAAACAUUCGACUAUGUGUCGAUAUGCGAGCUGCGAAUAAGGCAAUAAAGAGGGUAAAACACCCUAUGCCUCCUGUUGAUGAACUUAUACAUGAUUUAAAUGGAUAUAAAGUAUUUUCCAAGUUGGAUUUGAACCAGGGUUAUCACCAAAUUGAAUUACACCCUGACAGUAGACAUAUUACUACCUUUAGUACCCAUAUUGGAUUAUACAGAUAUAAAAGAUUGAAUUAUGGAGUUAAUGCUGCUAGUGAAAAAUUUCAAUAUUUGAUUGAACAAGCAUUGCACGGCUUAAGAGGUGUCAAAAACAUCUCAGAUGAUAUUUAUAUCAGUAGUGUAAAUGAGGCUGAGCAUGAGAAAGAUUUAAGAGCCUGUUUGCAACGUAUAAGAGACUGUGGCCUUACUUUGAAUAGGAAAAAGUGUUCAUUUUUUCAAUCGUCUAUAAAGUUUUUUGGAAAUAUGUUUGGUGAUGAAGGUGUGUCACCUGAUCCAAAUAAGGUUGAAGCUAUAAACAAGGCUGAUAGACCUUCUGAUAAGCAACAAGUUAAAUCCUUUCUUGAUGCAUCCCCAGUUGGACUUGGUUGUGUUUUAGUCCAGAAAGAAUCAGACACUGAUAAUGACCAUGUCCGUGUGAUUGCGUAUGCAUCUAGAUUGUUGAGUGAUGUGGAAAGUCGUUAUUCCCAGAUAGAGAGAGAAGCUCUUGCUGUGUGCUGGGCUAUAGAACAUUUCCAUCUCUAUCUGUAUGGUGUAAAAUUUACUGUUGUUACUGAUCACAAACCCUUAGUGAGUGUGUUUUCUAGUGUGACUGCUAAACCUUCUGCCAGGAUUGAGCGUUGGUGUUUGCGUUUACAACAGUACACCUUUAAUAUUGUACAUCGUCCAGGGAAAACUAACCCUGCUGACUACAUGUCAAGGCAUCCCAUUGAAAUGCAAAAUGUACAUUCUGAUAAAAUCACAGAAGAAUGUGUGAAUUAUGUAUGCGAGAAUACAUGUCCCAAAGCUAUCAAACUGUGUGAAAUAAAAAGUGCUUCUGAAAAUGAUAGUGUGAUACAGAAUGUGAUAAAAUAUUUGCAAAAUAACUUAUGGUAUAAGUAUAAAGAUUGUGAAGAAAUGUCUAUUUUUGCCAAAAUUGCCAGUGAACUUUGUGUGACUGAGCAAGGUAUUUUAUUACGAAGUAAUCGAAUUGUUAUUCCAGUAUGUUUGAGACGUAAAAUCGUUGACAUUGCUCAUGAGGGACAUAUGGGUAUGAGUAAAACAAAAUCUUUGUUGAGAGAAAAGAUAUGGUUUCCUGGUAUGGAUGCUAUGGUAGAAAAUGUGGUGAAAAGCUGUGCUGCUUGUGCUUCUGUUGUGAAAGAUGAGAGAAUGCUCCCUUUAAGCAUGAGUUUUCCCGAAGUUGUGAAAACUGAUAAUGGUCCUCCUUGGCAAAGUUAUCAAUUCAGACGUUUUAUGGAACUGUUUGGCAUACGUCAUAGAAAGAUAACUCCCUUGUGGCCUAGAGCUAAUGCCCAGUCCGAAAAUUUUAUGAAACCUUUGGGUAGACCACCUGCUGAAUUAUUGUAUGGUACUAAUAUCAAAGUCCUAUUGCCUGAAAUUAUUGUUCCUACUGUCGAUAAUGAUUUACGUGAUCGUGAUUGUUUUUAUAAGGCUAAACAGAAAAUGUAUGCUGACGCAAGAAAUUGUUCAAAACCGACUGAACAAAUUCAUGUUGAUGUUUUGCAUGAUAAUGAUAUUUCUGACGAUACUGUUAAUUUGAAUGCUGAUAAUGAAACAGCAGAUCCUAUUGCUGAAAGUCCAGCACCUUCUGUUCCCCCCUGUUCCAAGUAUCCAAGCAAAACGUUGUCUGCAUCGUUGACCUCUAGAACAGCAGCAGAGAGUUUGACGUCGAAGGAACCUGGAGUUUAUCAAGAUCCUUCUCAAAUCUCUGAAAAAAUUUUUCCCAAACCAAGUGCGGUGGAAAGCAGCAAGGGUGGCAGUCCAUCACCAGCUCAAGAGAGACAGAAGGUGGCGAAAAGUAAAGGCUCGGAUAUUCCCGGCACAUCAGGCAGUGAUCACAGUGGACGUUCGGUUGAACAGGGAGCUGAGAGUAAUGAGACUGGAGAUGAUCAAGAUCCUUCUCAAAUCUCAGAAAAAAGUACUUCUGAACCAAAUGCAGUAGAAAGCCGCAAGGGUGGCAGUCCAGCACCAGCUAGAAAGAGACAGGAGGAGGUGGCAAAAAGUAAAGAUCCUUCCCAAAUCUCAGCCAAAAGUUCUUCCAAACCAAGCUGGGUUAAGAGAGGCAAAGGUGGUAGCCCAACACCUGGAAGGCAGAGACCGGUGGUAGCGAAAAGUGAAGAUCCUUCUCAAAUCUCAGGCAAAAUAUCUUCUGAAUUAAGCGCAGUGGAAAGCAGCAAGGGUGGUAUCCCAUCACCUGCAAGACAAAGAAGCGAGAUGGCAAAAAGUAGAGGCUCGGAUAUUCCCGGCACAUCAGGCAGUGAUCAGAGUGAACGUUCGGUUGAACAGAGAGCUGAGAGUAAAGAAUCCGGAGUCGAUCAAGGCUCGGAUAUUCCCGGCACAUCAGGCAGUGGUCAGAGUGGACUUUCGGUUGAACAGGGAGCUGAAAGUAAAGAGACUGGAGUUGAUCCAGAUCCUUCUCAAAUCUCUGAAAAAAUUUCUCCCAAACCAAGUGCGGUGGAAAGCAGCAAGGGUGGCAGUCCAUCACCAGCUCAAGAGAGACAGAAGGUGGCGAAAAGUAAAGGUAAUGAAAAAAAUGGCUCGGAUAUUCCCAGCACAUCAGGCAGUGGUCAGAGUGGACGUUCGGUUGAACAGGGAGUUGAGAAUAAAGAAUCCGGAGUUGAUCAAGGCUCGGAUACUCCCGGCACAUCAAGCAGUGGUCAGAGUGGAUGUUCGGUUGAACAGGGAGCUGAGAUUAAAGAGACUGGAGUUGAUCAAGAUCCUUCUCAAAUCUCAGGAAAAAGUUCUUCCAAAAGAAGCGCAGUAGAAAGCAGCAAGUGUGGCAGUCCACCACCAGCUAGAGAGAAACAAGGGGUGGCAAAAAGCGAAGAUGCAACUUCACUCGCACAAUCUGAGGAACAAGAGGGAGUGUCCAAUGUUUCACAAUUUCAAUCAGCUGAGCAACAUCCGAUAUUGAAAAAUAUUAGAAAGAUGUUCAAUAGGAUUUUUAGAAGAAGCUCUGAUAUUCCCAGCACGCCAGGCAGUGAUCACAGUGGACGUUCGGUUGAACAGAGAGCUGAAAGUAAAGAGUCUAUAGUUGAUCAAGAUCCUUCUCAAAACUUGGGUAAAACAUCUUCCGAACCAAGCGCAGUGGAAAACAGCAAGAGUGGCAAUCCAUCACCAGCUAAAGAGAGACAGGAGGAGGCAAAAAGUAAAGAUAAUGAAAGAAAUGAUGCAACUUCACCCGCACAAUCUGAGGAAGAGGAGAGAGUGUCCAAUGUUCCACGACCCAAACUCGGUUCAUCUCCAUUUGAUCCUCAAUCAGCUGAGCAACAUCCAGAGCCACAAGGGGCAACAGCAGGUGAAGGAGAGAAUGAGAGAUUUGAAGACGCUUGCACUGAUAUCUUGAAGAGAUUUCCAACUUUCAAACAUUUCAAAAUGUUUGCACAAGCUGGGACAGGUCUCGCACUCAGUAUCAAUGAAAUCUCAACAAUUAUUGAAGAUAAUGCAAGUUCUGUUGAAGAUCAAAAGUUUGAGAUGCUUCAACUUUGGAAAGAAAAAAACGGAUCAAAUGCAACAUCCAGAUAUAUCAGAGAGGUUGUUGAGAAACAUCUCAAGGCAGAGAAUAGUGGUGUCACCGGUUCCAGAAUCGAAGAUGCUUUUCUGGAUGUUCCAAAAGUCUUUGCCAACGCUGCGCAGUUCAAAAGAUUUGCAUUGUCUAGGAAAGGUUUAUCGCUCAGUAUGCUGGAAGUCGAAAACAUAAAGGACAAUGCAAGAUCUGUUGAAGAAAGGAAUCUGCAAAUGUUGACUCAGUGGAAAUACAAGAAUGGUGAAUCAGCAACAACUGAAAAAAUUUGGCAACUAGUAGAUGGUUUCCUGAAUGAAAGAGAUGAAUCUGACCAAGAUUCUCCUCAUCCAACAACACUCGCGCAAUCUGUGGAAGAGGAGAGAGUGUCUAAUGUUCCACUCAGUUCAUCUCUAUCUCAAUCAGCCGAUCAACUCCCAAAGUCAGAAGGGCCACCUGGAGGUGAAGUUGCACGAUGUGAAGAACCGAAAAGACUGUCCAGUGUUCCAUCACCUCAACUGGGUGCAUCUCCAUUUGGUUCCCAAUCAUCUGAACCGCUUAUGGAUCCACGAGGGGCAACUGGAGGAGAAGCUGCAAGUGGCUCUGGAAGUAUGACACUCUCUGGCGCACAUGAACAUCAGGGAACAUCCGCUACUGUUACAGUAGCAGGCAGCCAGAUUGGUCAAGCUCACCUCGGAGAACAAAACAUCUCAACACAACAGAUCUUUCAUACAACAAACAUCCAUCACCAUUACACUCCUGAUCGCCAUAGACGCUCUGACACUCAACCAACCAAUACAUCAAGUAAGCAGGAAGCAGCUAUAGGAGGGGGGAGUUAUACAGAAAAAGUCCAAGAAUUCAAGCAUGCCAUCAACGAUUUAACUAGGAGAAGUGCAAAGCCGAUUGAAAAGAAGUAUCUCAAAACCCCCGAUUACAAAACCAAUCCCAAAACAGUAGAAGUUGACUAUUACCAAACCACAGUACAAGAAUCCGAGUACAAACCAGAAGUGGGUUUCAGUCAGCAAACUCAGAAACAACCUGGCAACCCAAUAUCAAUGGAGAACUUUUUCUCAGAUGGAAAAUCAAGGGUUGCUCUGAUAGGAGGAGCUGGAUAUGGUAAAACUGAAAUGACAAAAACAUACCCCAUUAAUGUGCUUGAUGGUAAGGUACCAGAGCUUAGAAAGAUUGAGGUUGUUCAUCGCAUGGACUUUCGAGAUCUUGAGGUUCAUAGAAGAAUUAGCCCAAAAAAUUUCUUAUUUGGGAAAACGGAUUUGAAUGACGAUGUCAUUGACAUGGGUGUUGGAUGGAUCAGGCAAUAUCCUGAAAGGUUUCUUCUCGUUCUUGAUGGAGCUGAUCAAUAUUCUUCCCCCGAAAGUCUUGGAAACCCGUAUGGCAAAUGCAAUCAUAAAGUAAAAGCAGAUCCCAAGCUUAUUCUAAACCUCAUCCUCGCUGGCAAGCUCUACCCAGGCAUCCGCAUUUUUUACUCCUCACGUGAGCAUGUCAUUCGAAAUUUUGAAGGAGAGGCUCGUCCCGAGAGAGUCAUCGCAUUGGCAGGGUUCUCUAAAAAAGACGUCAUAAAACUUGUCAAAGCUUUCAGUGCAGACAAGAGUGCCUAUGUCAUGAAUCGUCUGCAGAAUGAAGCUAAGGCUAUCUUCUCUCUAUGCACCAUACCAAUGUUUCUCAUUUUCACGGUAUCCGUCUUGAUAAUCUAUGAACAAUAUAGUCCCGACACAAUGACAGAAAUUUUGUUGUUUGUCCUGCUCGACACCUUAAGAUCCGAACAUAUCACCAUGAACCAAAUAAAAACUGGAAUGUCUAUCUAUGACGUCGUUCACAGCUUGAAGAAAAUGUCAUUCAAGGGCACAAAAAACAAGAAAGUUACUUUCACCAAAUCAGAUUUACCCCCAGGAAUUACUGUGGAUCAUUUCAAAGAUAUCAUGAUACCAUUUCCUGGAUCAAUCGGGCUCAAUCAAAGGCUUCUGGAAGGACAUCUUGUUUAUUUAUUUACGCAUCAGACAAUCCAAGAGGCCCUCACUGCCCUCUACAUUGCUGAAAUGUCAAUAUGGAAAUUCAGAAAGUUUGUUUCAACCAAAAUCCAUGAAAAGCAUUGGGUCGUAGUUCGUAAAAUCCUAUGCGGCAUUAUACUCAACCCUAAAACAUCAAACAUUGCAAUGGAAAAAGAAGCUGAUGUCGGCAUUUUGAAAUCUGAUAUUAAUCUGGAGAAAAAACGAUCAAUCUUGUUAGCAAGCAUGAAGAUACAAUUUAGGCCGGGCUGGUUCCAACGUAAGAUCAAAGAAAGAGAGGCAGUGAGGAAGGAAGAUCUUCUCGAGCUGAUGCAGGCUUUAAAUGAGUCUGGAGAUGGCAUCGAUGGUAUAAUCAAAUCAUCCAUGCGUGUGAUUGAUUUCGGCUUCAUGUCUCUCACUCCAAGUGAUAAAUACACUCUGGCAUCUAUUCUUGCUCGUUGUUCACGUCUCGAUUUACUCUAUCUGCCUUAUGUUUUUCUCACAUCAUCUGAUCCCGCACUCCUUGCUUCAUCAAUGCAAAGAUCAAAACUCAAGGUCAGUACUUAG
Styela clava is the source of this 7722-nucleotide messenger RNA. NCBI's taxonomy places the organism in Eukaryota, Metazoa, Chordata, Ascidiacea, Stolidobranchia, Styelidae. The record is from RefSeq and is a predicted model, not a curated record.